ACUGAUGCUGAAUAGUAGAUUUUUUUUUAGCUCUCUCCGAGUCAUGGAUUCAAGUUGUGGAAUGUGGACGCUCCUCUGGUUCAGUUUGGCUCUUGUGCAGGAAGGUCAGAGUGAAGUCAAAGAGCCGGACAGCAAAUCUCAGCUGGAUGCUGCUCAAACCAAGACCAUGCUUACAGAAGGUUUUCUUCAACGUGGAAUGCACGUGAGGAGCUUCUCCAUCGAAGGAGAUAUUAUCAAACCUCUCCGGCAAAACAUCGUAAUGUACCAAACCCAAACGUGGCCGAAAUCCCCAGACGGCAUGGUGAGGAUUCCGUACAAGAUCUCGCCGCAGUACGACGAACAGACCCAGAGAGAGAUCGGCCGAGGCUUCAAGGAGUUUGAAAGAUUCACCUGCAUCCGAUUUGUACCUCACACUGACGAGGAGGACUUCAUCUCUCUUCAGCCUGUUCCUGGGUGCUCAGCGUCGGUGGGGCUGGUUGGCGGCGCGCAGCUCAUCGCACUGAACCAGCGGUGCCUGCAGAAGGGGAAGGGCGUCAUUGAGCACGAGUUAAUGCACUCCCUGGGCUUCUGGCAUGAACACACGAGGAGCGACCGAGAUAAAUACAUCAAGAUCGAGUGGAAGAAUGUGUGGCCCGGUUAUGAACAUAAUUUUUUAAAGAAAAAUACCAAUAAUUUGAAGUCCAAAUAUGACUAUGGCUCCAUCUUGCAUUAUAGCAGGACAGCAUUUUCCAGGAAUGGACAGCCAACCCUGACGCCACUGGUGGAUACAGACGCUGUGAUUGGCCAACGAGUCUGCUUGAGUGAGAUGGACUUGCUGAAGGUUAACCGGCUCUACAACUGCACGGCAUAUCUCAAGGAUGAGGCCGAUAUGGUGAAAUCAGCACCAAGCCCUUGUGUUUGGGGCAUUAUUAUCCAAGAUCUGACUGAACAUAAUUGGAUGGAGACCCACGUAUCUGAAACUGACAUCAAGUUCGGUAAAAUCGUUUGCACAGUGAAUGGAAUAUUAAACUACAAGGAUGUCAGCAGGUCGAUAGGCUGGUGA
Molecule: messenger RNA, 1042 nt
Organism: Hypanus sabinus (Atlantic stingray)
Lineage: Eukaryota; Metazoa; Chordata; Chondrichthyes; Myliobatiformes; Dasyatidae
Product: low choriolytic enzyme-like
Exons: 9
Coding region: 5-1042 (345 amino acids)
Biological process (GO): proteolysis
Molecular function (GO): metalloendopeptidase activity; zinc ion binding
Source: RefSeq, a predicted model, not a curated record